GUUCGUAAUAAACAACUGUCAAAGAUGCAUCGCUCUAUCAGCCGCCGAACGCGCGUAAUCCGCAUCGCGAUCCUGCAAUUUGUUUUACAAUCAGUUGUCAUGGCUACGUCGACGCAGAAUCAGCUGCCGGAAUACUACGCCGAAGAGAUUCAGCGCAUCGGCAACAACUUCGCGGACAACUUCAAGCGGGCUUUUAACAACGAGGGCAUUCGAUUGAGGAAGGCGCACAAGUCAAUCGAGCUGGAAAAUGUUGGCUUUUCCUUCGACAACAUUUACGUUGAUUUGAGCGACAUCAAAUUGAACUACCCGGAAUUCCGUGUGAAUUAUAUGAACAUAGAUUUGGAACAAGGUAUAAUCAACUAUAAACUCUCUGUGGGCAAAUUGCUCUUUCGGAGUAAACUACAAAACGUCACUAUCACACGAUUCAAAGGAUUGUAUGUGCACGCUGCGGCGAAAUUGCAAUGGACUCUACACAAGAUGAACAUCACAGGUUCCGCGGGUCUUUUCCGCGUGGGCGACUCAUUUGUAGCAAAAAACAAUAGAAACUUAUAUUAUUUCGAAAAGGGCGAAAUUGAGCAAUUCGUAGAAGAUCAACAACUGCCCGAAACUACAAGUUUCAGAGAAAACGACGUAUCACUAUUCAGAAUACUCCAGGCAAGCGUCUAUGCGGCACUGUCGAGCAAAAUAAAGCGACAGAUGGACGUGAUAACUGAAUUUUCGGCCAGCGAGCUGCUGCUGGACGAAAGCGAGGAGAUCGACAAGUACGAUGAGUACCUCGGCCGGCGAACGCUGCGCGCAAAUCUGCUCAUAGACAGCGUCAUUAACCGAGCGAAGACGACGGGCCUUUUCGACGACAGCGAGGCAAUAACGACCGGCGUCGUCCUGCCCUAUCGACGCGCUAACGCCACGACGCGACACUUGUUGAUCGCCAGGGGAGAGAUCGGCGGCAUGCACACGUUCACACGUCUGCGGGAUUGCAGCAUGAGCGAGCGCGAUGGUGAGCUGCGCGUCUAUGGCGAGCUGGGUCUUACGGAUUAUAAAUUCAACUAUCAGUACACCACCGAGUAUGAAGGCUUUGGCUUCGCCGGCAAUAUUUCAGCGAAGAUCUAUCGCAACACGUGGAUGCUGGAGGUGAUCAAACGGGUGGGCGAGAAACCUGCGGUCAUUCUUACCGCCGACAAAGUCGGGGAUAUCGAAAUAGAUUAUUCAAAUUUAGGUUCGCUAACGUGGCUGACCCAGCCGCUGCGGAAGAUCCUCACUGGGCAUAUCAAGAUGGAGACCGACGAACGAGUGAGAGACUUCUUGGAAAAGCGACUGCAUUCCGCUGCUCUACAACUGCCAAUCAUCAAAGACUACCAGCACCGAUCUCAAUAACUCCGACUGCCAAAUGAACUACGCUAAUAUACGUUUGCCACACGUCGAAA
Dalotia coriaria is the source of this 1424-nucleotide messenger RNA. RefSeq lists its product as uncharacterized. The transcript has 9 exons. The record is from RefSeq and is a predicted model, not a curated record. NCBI's taxonomy places the organism in Eukaryota, Metazoa, Arthropoda, Insecta, Coleoptera, Staphylinidae. Bases 25 to 1374 code for a protein of 449 amino acids.